Molecule: messenger RNA, 867 nt
Organism: Maudiozyma barnettii
Lineage: Eukaryota; Fungi; Ascomycota; Saccharomycetes; Saccharomycetales; Saccharomycetaceae
Gene: FUB1
Product: Fub1p
Exons: 1
Coding region: 1-867 (288 amino acids)
Source: RefSeq, a predicted model, not a curated record
AUGAAAAAAGUUAGCAAUAAAGUACAGUUGGUACUAUGUUAUGUCUUAAAAACAUUAGUUGUGGAUGAUUUCUCAGUUUUUGUUACAAAGGAGAACAGUAUGUCCAAUAUGGUCACAGCAACCAUAACAAGAGAAGGUGAGAAAUACAUGGUUAUCGUAACAGAAAUUGCACCUGCUCAGAGAUAUAUGGUGAACAUAUUUCUUGAAGGCCACAGUAACGGUACAGAGUCCUUCCUUGUCGAUUAUGGCUCUGAUUUACAAAUCGGCGAUGAAAUAAAGUUUCCUUUCGAUUUUCAAGAGUAUUGUAAACAAUAUGAUACAUCUAAAGCAUGUGCCACGAUAUACCAAAGAUUGGAUAACAAUAAAUUUAUGGUAGAGCCUCCUAAGGAAGAAAACCCAUCUGAGAUACAGAAUGAAUUGGAGGUACAGCCACCAGUCUUGAACCCCAUUCGUGUUAAGAACAAGCCAAAUGAUAUGCCCAAAUUUGAUGACGAGUACGAAGUUGGUGGUAUUGGUAGACAAGGGCCUAUAGAUAGGUACCCAGGUCUAAAUUUACCUGAAAAAAAUCCGGCUAGAUAUGGAAAUCCCGACUUAUACCCUAUGGGACAAAAGGACCCAUUCAACUUCAAUGAUAUUAACGCUCGUGGUGGGAUGACGUUCGAUCCAUUCGGAACUAAUAACCAAAGCAAUAUGCAGGAUGAUAAAAAUGAACAAGCUCAAAGAGGACCUGGUUGGAUCCCUGGAUCAAGAUACGAUGAUCCAUUUGGUAAGAGAAACGAUGAUAUGAAUCCUAGUUCAGGUCCAGGAUUUGGAUCUGGCUCUGGAUCUGGCUCUGGGCCAGGGUUCGGCGGUGGGAUGUUCAUGUAG